AUGGAAAUGCUACUCUUUGGUGUCUGGGCCCUGCUGGCUUUGAUCUCUUUCCCAGGGGCCACCGAAGGGCUAUUUGAGGUCUCUGUUUGGCCAGACCAGGCGCUGGUAAAGUUUGGAGAAUCCCUAGUGGUCAACUGCAGCACUAACUGUCCAGACCCAGGACCCAGCGGAAUCGAGACCUUCUUCAAGAAAAGCCAGGUGGGCAGAGGGCCUCAGUGGAAGGAGUUUCUCCUGGAAGACGUGACCAGGAAUUCCAUUCUGCAGUGCUUCUUCUCUUGCGCAGGGAUCCAGAAGGACAGAAGCCUGGGCAUCACUGUGUAUCAGCCACCGGAGCAGGUGAUCCUGGAGUUGCUGCCUGCGUGGGUGGCCUUGGACGAAGUCUUUACAGUGAAGUGCCAUGUGCCCAGGGUAGCACCCCUGGAGAACCUCACCCUGACCCUUCUCCAGGGUAACCAAGAACUACAUAGAAAGACCUUUAUGAGUUUGGCUGUGGCCUCCCAGAGAGCUGAGGUCACCAUCAUUGCCAAAGCACAAAGGGAGGACCACAGGUGCAAUUUCUCCUGCCAUGCAGAACUGGACCUGAGGUCACAUGGUGGUGGGCUCUUUCACUCCAGCUCAGCCAGCAAGCUGCUCCAGAUUUUUGAAUUUUCUCAGCGUCCCCAAAUCUGGGUCUCCCCACUUAUGGAGGUUGAGACAGCAGAGACUGUGAGCUGUGGGAUGGCGAGAGUGUUCCCAGCCAAAGAGUUAAUGUUCCAGAUCUUCUUGGGGGACCAGGAGCUGAGCCCCUUCCUCUCCUGGGAGGGAGACACCGCAUGGGCCAAUGCCACUGUUCGGGCCAUGGAGACUGGUGAUCAGGAGCUGUCCUGCCUUGUAUCUCUGGGUCCGAUGGAACAGAAAACAAGAGAGCUAGUGCAUGUCUAUAGCUUCCCUCCACCCGUCCUGGAGAUAGAAGAACUAUACCCCCGGGCAGGGACAGAUAUUAACGUGACCUGUGCAGGGCAUGUGUUAACAUCACCCAGCCCUACUCUUCGACUACAGGGAGCCCCCGACCUCCCUGCCCCUGGGGAGCCUGCCUGGCUUUUACUUACCGCCAGGGAGGAAGAUGAUGGCCGAAAUUUCUCCUGUGAGGCCUCUUUGGAGGUUCAGGGUCAACGGUUGAUCAAAACCACCACAGCCCAGCUCCAUGUCUUAUACAAGCCUCGGUUAGAGGAAUCUGGUUGCCCUGGCAACCAAACAUGGCUGGAAGGCAUGGAACAGAAGCUUGCCUGUGUCCCAAAGGGAAACCCAACUCCAUCGUUGGUAUGUACCUGGAAUGGAGUGAUCUUCAACUUUCAAAUGCCACAGAAGGCAACCCAGAACCACACUGGAACCUACUGCUGCACGGCCACUAACCAGCUGGGCUCUGUCAGCAAAGACAUUGCUCUCAUUGUUCAAGAACUGAAUGAAGACAUCAGCUCCAUCGUCAUCAUUCUUAUUGCCGCCCUUGGAAUAGGCGUAUUCAGCAUUGCACUGUAUUUUAACUAUCUGCCCUGCAACAUAGAGAGGAGGAAAUCGCCCUAUAGGCAGACAGAGAAGAACAAAGAGGAAAGCCAGUUUGCUGUUCAAGCAGAGACAUGCAACGCACAUGACUGUUAAGCAGAACAGCUGUUGGUUGAAGGUGACCUCUAUUACUGGGUUUUCUAAGGGAGGAAAGGGGGUAGAGGAGAAAGGAAGAGACACCCUCUGUGUUAGGCAGUCCCAUAAAGCAUGCUGUGGGCCCCAUGCCCCUUGUAUCCAUCCAUUCACAAGCUGCACUCUCCAACUUCACUGUAGUCACUAGGAAUUUCAGUCUGUGUUCAGCCAGAGAGGACCCUCGAUCCUUGCUGUAUGCCUCACCA
Messenger RNA from Myotis davidii, 1877 nucleotides. RefSeq names its product intercellular adhesion molecule 5-like. Bases 1 to 1635 code for a protein of 544 amino acids. The record is from RefSeq and is a predicted model, not a curated record. The transcript has 7 exons. Lineage: Eukaryota; Metazoa; Chordata; Mammalia; Chiroptera; Vespertilionidae. Gene Ontology annotation, biological process: cell-cell adhesion. Gene Ontology annotation, cellular component: membrane. Gene Ontology annotation, molecular function: integrin binding.